This is a messenger RNA of Paecilomyces variotii, 2041 nucleotides long. RefSeq names its product major facilitator superfamily domain-containing protein. The coding region runs from base 297 to 1961 and encodes 554 amino acids. NCBI's taxonomy places the organism in Eukaryota, Fungi, Ascomycota, Eurotiomycetes, Eurotiales, Thermoascaceae. Gene Ontology annotation, molecular function: transmembrane transporter activity. Gene Ontology annotation, biological process: transmembrane transport. The transcript has 4 exons. The record is from RefSeq and is a predicted model, not a curated record.
UCUACACAACGGCUCUCCCCGUCAAGCCUGCCCCCGGUGCUGAACACGUCCUCUUGUUCCCUUUUUUUAUCACUCAAUCACUUUGCGGCAUCAGGGAAAAGGCCCUGAGAGGGUCAGAGAAAAGCAAAGAACCAAGAAAACCAAGUGUACGCGGGAAAGAAAGUAACAGAAGAGAAGAGAAGAGAAGAAAAAGAUUUUCCACAGAACACCAAUCUCAUAUCUUCAAAGAGGGAGACUGGCCUGUUCCUGUGACGCUGGGAGGAUUGCCGUAAGAAACAUAAUUGGUUCAAAAGAAGAUGGUAUUAACACGUCAGGCAAGACCAACCCCGUCCGACGACAGCUUCCCAACCAUCCAGCUAUUCCUCCUAGCAAUAUGUCGUGUCGCGGAGCCGAUAGCCUUGACCUCCAUCUUCCCGUACUCAUGGGUGAUGGUCAAGGACUUCCACAUGGGUGAUCCCAGUGAUGCCUCCUUUUACGCCGGAAUCCUCGUCGCCGCCUUCUCUGCAGCAGAAGCCCUCACGGGCAUGUUCUGGGGUGGCCUCUCCGAUCGAGUCGGUCGAAAGCCCGUCUUACUGUUCGGCUGCGUCGGCACGAUGAUCUCUCUCCUGGUCGUUGGAUUCUCGAAGAACUUCGCGAUGGCCCUGACCGGAAGGAUUGUCGGAGGCCUCCUCAAUGGCAAUAUUGGUGUCAUCCAGACCAUGGUGGGCGAACUGGUCAAGCGACCGGAGCACGAGCCUCGAGCCUACGCCGUGAUGCCGUUUGUCUGGUCAAUAGGAACAAUCAUUGGGCCUGCGAUUGGAGGUCUGCUGGCCAAACCCGCUGAAGGUUUCCCCUCUGUCUUCUCCCCGGAUGGCUUGUUCGGAGAGUUCCCUUUCCUACUCCCCAACCUGGUCUGUUCUGUUCUCCUUCUGCUCAGUAUCAUAGGAGGCCUUUUGUUCCUGCAAGAAACUCACCCGGACAUGCAGCCUUGGAGCAUUCCUGAAGAGUUAGACAAAUCCACCGCCGAAACGCCCUUGCUACCUCCCUAUGGGGCGACUGCAAAUGCGAGCGCCGACCUGCGAGCGGAGUCGUACGGAACAUUCAACCAGGUCGAUAUGCACGAGGAUGAGCAGUGGCAGGUUCGGGCUGAUGGCCCGAUGACCCCCACCUCUCCUUCGCCCAAGGUCAAGGUCUUUUCCGGACGAGUCGCCAUGCUCGUGGUCGCCCUGGGUAUCUUCACGUACCACUCCAUGACCUAUGACCACCUCCUCCCGAUUUUCCUCCAGGACGAAAAUCCUCUCAACGUGUCCGCUAUCAGCCGCUCUUUUCUCAGCAUUCCCGGUGGCGUUGGCCUUUCUACACGGACUGUCGGGCUCAUCAUGUCCGUCGACGGUGUAAUUGCGCUCGUGAUCCAGAGUCUGGUCUUCCCUCCGCUGGCGGAGCGACUAGGUGUGUGGAAAACGUUUGUUUUCGUUACCGUCAUGCACCCGAUCGCCUACUUUAUCGUCCCGUUCCUCGUUUUCCUUCCGCAGGACCUUCUCUUCCCUGGCAUCUAUACCUGCCUAAUCAUUCGCAACUUCCUGUCCAUUAUCGCUUAUCCGCUGUUGUUGAUCCUUAUCAAACAAGCGAGCCCUUCUCCCUCUGUUCUCGGUCGGAUCAAUGGGCUGGCGGCAUCGGCCGGGGCGGCUUGUCGCAUGAUCGCACCUCCGAUUGCUGGUUUCCUCUACAGUGCUGGUACUGAGAUAGGUCUCACUGCCAUUGCUUGGUGGGCAAGCUCGCUGGUCGCUCUGAUCGGUGCGUUCCAGCUCUGGUUCAUCGAGCGGAAGAAGCAUGUCACAGUUACGGUGACCGCCGCAACCCCCUGCCUGGCUGCAGCCACUCGCUCUUCCGUUGAGGCCCAGUCUCAGAAGGAUAUUGUUCACAUUAUGGUCUCAGAGCGCGUCAGGAGUGAUUCGGAGGCUUCUUCGACCAACGAAGUCUAAGUCCUUAACUUAAGACAGUGCCAAGAAUCUUGCUCACGAGCUCUACCGCUGGGACUGCGUGUGAAAAACCUUGUGACAUA